GAUACCAUAUAAGUUACCAUAAUUAAUAAUUAAAUAUGCAAAAAAAACUUAUAAAAAUUUAUAAAGGUAAUGAAUCCUAACCUAACAUAAAUUGGGAGUUAGGGAGAAAGUAGGAAAAGGAAAAAAGAAAAUCAAUAACUAUAUAAAUACACUACUCCGCCACACCCCUCAACUUAUUCUGCCUUUUUGAGUUCUUCUCCCAAAACAAUAUCAAUGGCAUCAUCAUCGAAAACCGAACAGAAAAAAAUGUUAAUCCUAAAAUCGUCUGAAGAAGAGGAAUUUGAGAUUGAAGAAUCCAUCGCGGUUCAAUCUGGAACAAUUAAAAACAUGGUGGAAGACGAUUUCACCCUCAUCCCACUCCCAAAUGUCGAUACAGAAACCCUAAUCAAAAUUAUCAAGUACAUGAAGAAGCAUGGAGAGAAGACAAAGUCAAACGAAAAAGAUAUAGAAGAAUUUGACAAGGAAUUCGUGAAGAAGAGCUUCACAGAACUAAAGGAACUUGUAUUGGCUGCAAAUUAUCUUCACAUUACUAGUUUGAUCGAUCUAUUAUGUCAAGCAUUUGCCGAUAGAAUUAAGAACAAGUCAGUCAAGGCGAUUCGAGAGAUAUUCGGUAUCCCAAACGACUUCACACCGGAGGAAGAAGCAGAGGUUUAUGAGCAACAUAAGUGGGCACAUGAAGAAGGAAAAGAACAUAUUGAUCAUUCUGCUUAUUAGGUUAAUUUAAUUUCUCUUUUUUUUAGCUUUAAUUUAGGUUUUCUAAUUGUGGUUUUCUUUUUUGUCUUUA
Molecule: messenger RNA, 784 nt
Organism: Capsicum annuum
Lineage: Eukaryota; Viridiplantae; Streptophyta; Magnoliopsida; Solanales; Solanaceae
Product: SKP1-like protein 11
Exons: 1
Coding region: 214-714 (166 amino acids)
Biological process (GO): SCF-dependent proteasomal ubiquitin-dependent protein catabolic process
Cellular component (GO): nucleus; cytoplasm
Molecular function (GO): cullin family protein binding
Source: RefSeq, a predicted model, not a curated record